ACCUCUGUGAGGUAAGAGUCACCGCCUCCGUGCGCGCCGGGGUCACGACGCAAGGCGGCCCAGAGCAGCCUGGGAGAUGUAGUCCUCGGACCGUCCCCGCUGGAGGCUGCACAGCCCGCCCCGACCACCGCCGCCGCGCCCGCCGCCGCCCGGCCGGCGCCCUCCCGUUUCCUUCCUCCAGGGGGAAAAAUGUCCUUCGGGCCGCUUUCCAGGAAGCAGCAGGAUGUGCCUCUCCACUGUCAGUAGCAACAAGGGACAGCUUUGGCGGGAGGAAAGAGCUGUUGGCUAAAACGAAUGCGUCUUUUGGACGACCUGUGGCGUUCUCCAGUGCUGUGAUUGGGUGAACGCUCUGAGUUCCGGUGAAGGGAAAAGAGACGUGGCGAAAUUGCUGUCUUUCUGUCUUAUAAGCACAUCUCUCACUAAUACAGAAAAGGAACCAAGACAUCAGAAAGGCUGCGCAAACCAUGCAGGAUGAUUUACUGAUGGACAAAAGCAAAACCCAGCCCCAGCCCCAGCAGCAGCGGCAGCAGCAGCAGCAGCAGCAGCAGCAGCCCCAGCCCGAACCCAGCGCAGCCGAAGCCCCGUCCACGCCCCUCUCCUCAGAGACCCCCAAGCCGGAGGACAGUAGCGCAGUGCCGGCCCUCAGUCCCGCCGCGGCCCCGCCGGCCCCCAACGGUCCUGACAAGAUGCAGAUGGAAUCGCCGCUCCUGCCGGGCUUGAGUUUCCACCAGCCCCCUCAGCAGCCGCCGCCGCCGCAGGAGCCCGCGGCGCCGGGCGCGUCGCUGUCGCCGUCCUUCGGCAGCACCUGGUCCACGGGCACCACGAACGCGGUGGAGGACAGCUUCUUCCAGGGGAUCACCCCAGUCAACGGGACCAUGCUCUUCCAGAACUUCCCGCACCACGUCAACCCAGUCUUCGGAGGCACUUUCUCUCCGCAGAUCGGCCUGGCGCAGACCCAGCACCACCAGCAGCCGCCGCCGCCGGCGCCGCAGCCCGCGCAACCCGCGCAGCCCCCGCAGGCACAACCCCCGCAGCAGCGCCGCUCGCCCGCCAGCCCCAGCCAGGCGCCCUACACGCAGAGAAGUGCUGCCGCGGCGUACGGCCACCAGCCCAUCAUGACCAGCAAGCCGUCCUCGUCCUCGGCUGCAGUAGCCGCCGCAGCCGCAGCCGCCGCUUCGUCCGCCUCGUCCAGCUGGAACACGCACCAGAGUGUGAACGCCGCCUGGAGCGCGCCAUCCAACCCGUGGGGCGGCCUGCCGGCUGGCCGGGACCCUCGCCGGGCGGUCGGCGUGGGCGUGGGCGUGGGUGUCGGGGUGCCCUCACCGCUCAACCCCAUCUCGCCGCUCAAAAAGCCCUUCUCCAGCAAUGUGAUCGCGCCGCCCAAGUUCCCCCGCGCGGCCCCGCUCACCUCCAAGUCCUGGAUGGAGGAUAACGCUUUCCGGACGGAUAAUGGUAACAAUCUGUUGCCAUUUCAGGACCGGAGUAGGCCCUAUGACACUUUUAACUUGCACUCGUUGGAGAACUCCUUAAUGGAUAUGAUAAGGACUGAUCAUGAGCCUCUGAAAGGUAAACACUACCCUCCCAGUGGCCCACCAAUGAGUUUCGCUGAUAUAAUGUGGAGGAAUCAUUUUGCAGGACGCAUGGGAAUAAAUUUCCAUCAUCCAGGAACAGAUAAUAUUAUGGCACUUAACACCAGGAGCUAUGGGCGGAGACGAGGUCGGUCUUCUCUCUUUCCCUUUGAAGAUGCCUUCCUGGAUGACAGUCAUGGCGAUCAAUCCUUGUCAUCUGGCUUAAGUUCUCCCACUCGCUGUCAAAAUGGAGAACGAGUAGAACGUUACUCCAGAAAGGUGUUUGUUGGAGGCCUUCCUCCUGAUAUCGAUGAAGAUGAGAUCACUGCCAGCUUUCGCAGGUUUGGACCUCUCGUUGUAGACUGGCCUCACAAAGCUGAAAGCAAGUCGUAUUUUCCUCCUAAAGGCUAUGCCUUUCUGCUGUUCCAGGAGGAGAGCUCAGUGCAAGCGUUGAUAGAUGCCUGCCUGGAAGAAGACGGGAAACUGUACCUGUGUGUGUCAAGCCCCACCAUCAAGGAUAAGCCAGUGCAAAUUCGACCAUGGAACCUAAGUGACAGUGACUUUGUAAUGGAUGGUUCUCAGCCUUUGGACCCCAGAAAAACUAUCUUUGUUGGGGGAGUUCCACGACCCCUUCGAGCUGUUGAAUUGGCAAUGAUCAUGGACCGUUUGUAUGGUGGUGUCUGCUAUGCUGGCAUCGAUACGGACCCAGAGCUGAAGUACCCCAAAGGUGCUGGCCGCGUGGCGUUCUCCAAUCAGCAGAGUUACAUUGCAGCCAUCAGCGCUCGCUUUGUGCAGCUCCAACACAAUGACAUUGACAAACGGGUGGAAGUGAAGCCAUACGUGCUGGAUGAUCAGAUGUGUGAUGAGUGCCAGGGCACGCGCUGUGGUGGGAAGUUUGCCCCGUUCUUCUGUGCCAACGUCACCUGUCUGCAGUAUUACUGCGAAUACUGCUGGGCGAGCAUACACUCCCGCGCCGGGCGGGAGUUCCACAAACCACUGGUGAAGGAGGGAGGCGACCGCCCUCGGCACGUCCCGUUCCGCUGGAGCUGAGCCCAGGGCAGACCCAGCCACAAGUACUGGAGUAGAUAACAAGGAGGGAAAAGAGAGGGCACUGCCUCAGGGCUUACAGUGUUCUGGAAAUCUGUGCAUUCGUUCUCGAUUUUUAAAGAAGAAAUGGGUCUUUUUAUUAUUACUAUUAUUUACAGUCAUAUUACUGAACUCAGUGUCCAGUAUAAUGCAGAAUUGCAGAGUGUAUAACGGUACUGAUUUGCACUUUGAUUCACA
Molecule: messenger RNA, 2852 nt
Organism: Panthera uncia (snow leopard)
Lineage: Eukaryota; Metazoa; Chordata; Mammalia; Carnivora; Felidae
Gene: CPEB3
Product: cytoplasmic polyadenylation element binding protein 3
Exons: 13
Coding region: 465-2618 (717 amino acids)
Biological process (GO): negative regulation of cytoplasmic translation
Cellular component (GO): neuron projection; synapse; cytoplasm
Molecular function (GO): translation factor activity, RNA binding; mRNA 3'-UTR binding; ribosome binding
Source: RefSeq, a predicted model, not a curated record